Molecule: messenger RNA, 2275 nt
Organism: Ceutorhynchus assimilis (cabbage seed weevil)
Lineage: Eukaryota; Metazoa; Arthropoda; Insecta; Coleoptera; Curculionidae
Source: the annotation of a GenBank genome assembly
UUCCUUUAACACGCUGGGAGAAAAAUCAAAUCUUCCAGUCGUAAACGCCUUAAACCGAAUUUUCGCGACGAAUAGCGUUUGUGUUCAUCAAAUCAUGGAUGUAGUUCGUCGCGAAAAUUCGGAUAUAAGUCUUAUACACCAUUCGGACAAGUUCGGAAGCGCCACAUUUUUACCGCGCAUGCAAGAGUGAAGUCGUGCCGCGACGUUGCCACUACUCGAUAUUUUUUCACUUCCUUUCAUUGACAUUUGUCCGUUCUCAGCUGUUCGUUGUUCAUGUUUAGUGCAGUCAGUCAGUAGUUAGUAAUUUCUCACUGCCUCGCCUGCUCUGAUGCGACGUAUCCUCAUUCCUCGUGUCCUCCUCACACGUUGUGUUUAUUUAAAUUUUUGUUGAGAUUUUGUGAUGUGAAUACCGGAAAAUUUGUAGCUGCAAUUGCCGUCAGAAGGCCAUCGGCAACAGGACAGAUAACUUUGACGGACAUACAGUUUAUACUGGAGAUAUCUUGCAAGCAUACCUGGAUACCAAACAUUAAAUCGACUCAACUUUCAAAAUGUCUGGAACCAGAGUAUACGUAGGUGAUUUGCCCCGUGGUACAAGCAAAAGAGAUUUGGAGCGUUUUUUCAGAAAUCAUGGACGCAUACGUGAAAUAAGCCUCAAGCAAGGCGGGUAUGGAUUUGUCGUAUUUGAUGACUGCCGCGAUGCCGAAUAUGCGAUUUAUAAUUUGAAUAGAGAAAAGAUAAUGGGUGAAAGAAUAAGAGUUGAAAGGGCCCGACAUCGAGGUAGACAUACAUGGGGUGAAUCCGAAACUAGUAGCAGUGGUUCGGACAGAGAAAGAACACGUAGGAGAUCUCGUUUCGCGCAUCCUAUCCGCACAGAUCACAAAGUGAUUGUCGAAAAUGUAUCCCGGAGAGCAUCCUGGCAAGACCUGAAAGAUUACAUGCGUCAAGCUGGAGAUGUUACCUAUGCAGAUGCCCAUCUCAGAAAAAAAAACGAAGCAUUGGUUCAUUUUGCAAGCCGAAAGGACAUGCAAAACGCCAUUGAACAGCUGAACGGCAGCAUGCUUUUUGGACGGCGUAUUAAAGUGUACGAAAAAAAAAGUACACGUGGAGAAGAGUCGAGCUCUAGUAGUUACUCCACGUCUAGAUCUGGGGGCGGCAGAUCACGGUCCUCACGUUCUGGUUCCAGAGAUCGUUCCAGGUCCAGAGAUGACCGAACCCAUGCCGUGUCCGAUGAAAAUGGACAUCGUUCCAGUUAGAUGUUUAGAAAUGGUUCUUAGUCCAGAGCGGCAUCAGAAGAACUUUCCGACUACAGAUAGGUUUAAAUAUAUUUUCCACAUUUUUAUUAUAGUUUAUGUAGUAAUGUUGUAUUAAUUUAGAUUUAGUUAUGUCAUCGACAUUGUUAGUUAAAAAAAGUCAAAUUUCCUACCAACAGCAUUAUAUUGACUUUGAAAAGAUACUUUUGGUCCUUGAAUCUGGGUGGAUGAAAAUCACGUUUUAUUUUUUUCAUAAAUUUUAAUUUUAGACUACGCAGAUAUAACUGACUUUUCCAGUCAGUAAAGCCCAAAUAAAUAAGUCAAAAAUAAACUAAAAGCAAAGAAUAAGAUCGUGAUAACCAGUAAAGAAUAAAUGGAUGAUUUUUGAUGCAAGGAAAAUCGUUGGCUUUAAACGGGCUUACAAAAAAAAAAUUAUACACUAAUGCUAAAUAGAACAAAAUAUUAUGUUAGUAUAAAAGUAUUGCCCUAGUAUUAUAAAAUAUAGGCAUACUUGUCUAUUUUUUAAGGAUAUACAUUAUAAAUGUGUUAGUAUUAACUAUAGUUGUAGUCUGCGUAUCCAAUGCACUUAUUUUGAAAAGCUAACACAUUCAGUAGGUACCUAUACAAUAUAUUUGUUUCAAUAAAGAUACAGCAAAUGGAAAUGUUAUACAUUUUUUAUUGUAGCAAAUAUUUUGACUAAUGCUUAUGCAAUUUUAGUGUUUUUUUUUGGUUAGUUUCAGUUUAACUAGUAAGGAACAAAUACAUCAUGUUGUUUUUUUUUUAAAUUUAAUAAAUAAUUAGGUACCUGUGUCGUUACUGUGAGUAAAAAGGUAAAUCUAAAACCAGGAACUGAUACUUGGAGACAUGCAGAAGAUUUUAGAGUCUAACCUUGAAAUAAAAGAACCUUAAUAAGGUUUCUUGGGUUUUGCCAGACGAUGUUCCUGCCGAAAUAAUCAUUGAACAUCUUCAAUGGGAAUCUGUCUACUUGACAUGAAUCUAGAUAGAAAAUCUUAAACAAUCUUUUU